Molecule: messenger RNA, 483 nt
Organism: Chinchilla lanigera (long-tailed chinchilla)
Lineage: Eukaryota; Metazoa; Chordata; Mammalia; Rodentia; Chinchillidae
Gene: Defb135
Product: defensin, beta 135
Exons: 3
Coding region: 1-483 (160 amino acids)
Biological process (GO): innate immune response
Cellular component (GO): extracellular region
Source: RefSeq, a predicted model, not a curated record
AUGAGGAGUCUACUCUUGGUCUUUGUGGUCCUUGUCUUGCUGCCCUAUGUUCCACCAGUUAGAAGUGGACCGAAUCAAUACAUUAGACAAAUCUUUUCUUCAUGCUGGCGAAUGAAAGGUUCUUGCAAGAUACAGUGUGCACCAAAUGAAAUAUAUCAUAUUUUCUGUGAUAGUGCAAACGUGUGCUGCAUAGAGAAAAAACAUCUGCCUAUUCUGGUCUCAUUUGAGCGGCGGCACGUGACAGCGCUUGCUGCUGCGUGGCUUCCCGUGUGCCGGAGCCCCUCCUCCCGGGUGACUGCUAGGCUGGGGGCCGGCCUGAGGGCCAGUGCUCCCUGCCCCAUGGCUUUCCGGACCCCGGGGGCCCUCCUUCUGGGCACCUGCGAGGCAGGGAGCCAGCCCAAAGACCGAGGUUCCCUGCCGCAUGGCUUCCUGUGUGCUGGAGCCCCUCCUACCGGGCACCUGCUCUGCUGGGGGCAGGCCUGA